This is a messenger RNA of Lotus japonicus, 543 nucleotides long. Its product is annotated as acireductone dioxygenase 1-like. The record is from RefSeq and is a predicted model, not a curated record. Gene Ontology annotation, biological process: L-methionine metabolic process. Lineage: Eukaryota; Viridiplantae; Streptophyta; Magnoliopsida; Fabales; Fabaceae. Bases 1 to 543 code for a protein of 180 amino acids. The transcript is spliced from 3 exons. Gene Ontology annotation, molecular function: acireductone dioxygenase [iron(II)-requiring] activity.
AUGUGCCCUGAUUUCUCCUUAACAGCUAAACCUAAUGCUCUUCCUCCUCCUCUUUAUUUCUCCUGCUCACGGCCAUCUCAACCCUCGCCUCUCAUCCUUUCUGGUGCGAGCCCCUCCAUUUGGCAGGGCCUUAUAGCUAUAGGGGUGAAGAACGAUCAAAUUUUCAUUGGUGACAUAAAUAUUCUUUACAAGAAUGGGAACCUCCUUGAAAAUACAAGGGAAGAGGAGAUGAAGACAGGAAAGGAGCGGGAGUGGCUGUGUGUUUUGGCGUUGGGAAGCUCAACAUCAAGGAGAGAACCAGAACUGAUUCCGAGAAGCGCAUCAGACCACUCACGAAGUGGCUACUUAGAUGUGCAGGACAAAGGUGAUCGAUGGAUUCGCAUUUGGAUCAAGGCCGGUGAUCUCAUCAUUUUACCUGCUGGAAUCUACCAUCGGUUAACUCUUGACACAAGUAACUAUGUGAAGUUGAUGAGGUUGUUUAUCGGCGAGCCUGUAUGGACAGCAUAUAAUCGACCACAGGAAGAUAACCCUUUUAGUUUUUAG